Molecule: messenger RNA, 903 nt
Organism: Laccaria bicolor S238N-H82
Lineage: Eukaryota; Fungi; Basidiomycota; Agaricomycetes; Agaricales; Hydnangiaceae
Exons: 8
Coding region: 1-903 (300 amino acids)
Biological process (GO): mitochondrion organization
Cellular component (GO): membrane; mitochondrion
Source: RefSeq, a predicted model, not a curated record
AUGAACGGUCAGGAAGCUUUCCGACGACUGGCAAAACAACUCAAGGCCACAAGCGGGGGUCCUAUUCCUGGCGGAAAGGGGUUUUUUGCAGGGAGUGGCCUGCUCGUUGCACUUGUUGGAGGUGGACUUAUCUUGAAUGCCAGCUUGUUUAACGUCGAUGGUGGUCACCGUGCUAUCAAAUACACCAGGUUACAUGGCAUCAAAGAUGACAUAUAUAACGAGGGGACCCAUUUGGUGGUACCUUGGUUUGAAACACCCAUCAUUUUCGACAUCCGCGCUAAGCCAAGAAACGUCGCCAGUUUGACUGGAACAAAAGAUUUGCAGAUGGUCAACAUCACAUGUCGUGUCCUCUCUAGACCGUCGAUUCAAGGCCUCCCUACGAUUUUCCGCGAACUGGGCAAGGAUUACGAUGAACGAGUUUUGCCAUCCAUUGUAAAUGAGGUUCUGAAAAGUGUAGUGGCGCAAUUCAAUGCUAGUCAGCUUAUCACUCAGCGGGAGCAUGUGUCACGGCUUGUGCGAGAGAACUUGACGGAGCGUGCCCUGAAAUUUAACCUCGUUCUCGACGAUGUUUCUAUUACUCAUGUGGCUUUCUCUCCUGAGUUCACGCAUGCCGUUGAGGCCAAACAGGUCGCACAACAAACGGCAUUUCGUGCUGCGUUCCUGGUUGAUCAAGCAAUUCAGGAAAAACAGUCUAUCAUUGUGAGGGCACAAGGUGAGGCAAAGAGCGCUGAGCUUGUUGGAGAGGCGCUCCGCAAGAACAAGGGUUUCCUUGAGCUUCGUCGCCUGGAGGCUGCUCGUGAUAUUGCUACCAUUCUGGCUGGGUCUGGUAAUAAGGUCAUGCUAGAUUCGCAAAGCUUGCUCCUUAAUGGUGCGUCUAUCUCUGACAAAAAAAAUUGUAUAUGA